AUGUCAGACUUAAAGUUAGUUGUUGACAAAGUAAGUCCCGUCAUAGCUAAUAUAGUUAACAUGUCGGUAAAGCAACAUAGGUUUCCGAAUAAAUUAAAAGAAGCCAUAAUUCGUCCAGUCCAUAAAAAGGGUGAUCGAAAAGUUUUUUCAAACUAUAGACCAAUUGCUAUAUUAUCAAGUAUUGACAAAAUUAUCGAGAAAUGCAUAACAAAUCAACUAGGGUUUUAUUUGCAAAAAAAUAACAUAUUAAAUGAAUGUCAGCACGGUUUUCAGAGGGGCAAAAGCACUAAUACUUUAUUAUCAAAAUUCACUGAUGAAAUUAAUUCGAAUUUAGAAAAUAAAAAAUUUGUUGUUGCUAUUUUUUACGAUUUCAAAAAAGCAUUUGAUACCUUAGAUACAGAAACACUUUUAAAUGGAAUGGACGAAUGUGGCGUGGGACAGCCGCUAAACCAGUGGUUCCGUGACUAUCUCACAUCGCGCAUUUUCCGUGUAAAGGUUGGUGACACGCUUAGUGAGGCGCAUGAGGUGAAAUGUGGGGUGCCACAAGGUUCGGGGUGUGGGCCUAUUUGCUACUUACUACAUGUUAAUAGCCUAUGUGACGUUCUUCAGUAUUCCUCUGCAUACAUGUUCGCAGAUGACCUAUGUACACUACGGGCUGGUACCAAUCUAGUGGAGACGUGUCACCUAAUACAGCAAGAUAUAGAUUCGGUAGUUAAAUGGUCUCAUGAUAAUGGCAUCGUCUUAAACUCAGAUAAAACCAAGUUUCUUAUCAUUCAGUCACCUUAUAUGUGUUAUACUGACUCGUCUCCUCAAAUGUAUAGUCAUAACUUUGAAUGCCUCCAUAAUGGUCAGAAUAGUUGUCAAUGUGAGCCUAUCAAAAAAGUCGAUUGUGUAAGCUACCUCGGUGUUAAAGUUGAUACUAACUUCUCGUGGUCCAGCCAUGUAGAUUAUAUUUGUAAUAAGUUAAGAUUACUUCUAAGCAAAUUUUAUCACUUAAGCUUUAAAGUUCCUUCUGCUACUUUAAAAUGCUUAUAUUUUUCAUUGGUAGAUUCGAUUUUGGGAUACGCCCUUGACAGUUACGGUCUUACAUUCAAAAUCUACAUUGAUAAGCUUGAAGCACUACAAAUUAGAUUUUUAAAGUUACUAGUUAAUAAAAAAACUAAAGAUAUCUGUAAAGGUGAUUACACAAAAUUGUUCAAAAUCUGCAAAAUACUUCCAGUAAGUUUAAAACAUAAGUAUUUACUUGCCUUAAAUAAUUACAACUGUCGAGAACGUACUCUAAUACUAGUUAAGCAUGGUCAGGGUACACGGUCGAUAUCUGCAGGCAAAUUUGUAGUACCUAAAGUAAAUAAUUACUACGGGGAUAGAACUUUAAAGAAACGUCUACCGUACUUUCUCAAUACACUACCUGAGGAUAUUCGACGUGAACCAGUAAAAAACAUAUUUAAAAACAAAUUAAAGCAAUAUUUAUUGGCUAGUCUUAGUGCUUAA
Parnassius mnemosyne (clouded apollo) is the source of this 1491-nucleotide messenger RNA. The record is from the annotation of a GenBank genome assembly. NCBI's taxonomy places the organism in Eukaryota, Metazoa, Arthropoda, Insecta, Lepidoptera, Papilionidae.